AUGACUUUCAAAGCUCAGGAAGUCGAAUCCGGUUCUAGCCCUCAAACAACAUCGGUAUUGCCAGAAGGCUAUGUCACGAACCAAGAUGGAAUGGAUGAUGAUGAACGCGUGCUUGUUUCCCUUGGGUAUAAACAGGAAUUUAAGCGCGAGUUCUCCCUCUGGACCACGUUCUGCGUCAGUUUCUCAAUACUAGGGCUGCUACCUUCGUACGCUAGUACCAUGAGUUAUGGGAUGGGUUAUGCAGGCACUUCUAUGGUGUGGGGAUGGAUAAUCGCAAUGAUGUUUCUCCAAUGCGUUGCCAUGUCUAUGGCAGAGUUAUGCUCGUCGAUGCCAACAAGUGGAGGGCUUUAUUAUGCCGCUGCAGUGCUUGCCCCCGCAGGAUGGGGACCAUUUGCAGCAUGGAUAACUGGAUGGUCCAACUGGAUGGCACAGGUAACCGCGGCGCCAUCAGUGAACUAUGGCAUAUCUGGGAUGAUUCUGGCAGCUGCGUCAGUUAUGAAUCCAGGAUAUGUCCCACAGCCUUACCAUACUUUCCUUUUGACAGCGCUAUUCAUGAUAAUCCACGGAAUUAUAAGCAGUAUGUCAACAAAAUGGCUUGCAGAACUGAACUCAUACGGGUCAACGUUUAACAUCAUCUUUUUGAUUAUUGUCAUCAUCGCAAUCCCGGCGGGAACAAGCAACGUUCCUAGGUUCAAUUCGUCCGCAGACGUCUGGGGGACGAUCCACAACCGCACGUCUUAUCCCGACUGGUUUGCGGUCCUCAUGUCCUUUCUAAGCGUCAUAUGGAUCAUGUCGGGAUACGACUCUCCAUUCCACCUGAGUGAAGAGUGCUCCAAUGCAAAUAUUGCUUCCCCAAGAGCAAUUGUAAUGACAUCUGGUAUCGGCGGCAUCAUGGGCUGGUUCCUCCAACUUGUGGUUUCAUACACAGUGAGAGAUAUAGAUGAGGUGAUAAAUUCUGAGCUAGGACAGCCUUGGGCUUCAUACGUUUUUCAGGUGAUGCCAACCAAGUUGGCACUUGCCAUCAUCGCUGGGACUGUUGUCUGUGGAUUUUCGAUGGGACAGGCGUGUAUGAUAUCUGCUUCUCGCGUAACUUACGCUUACUCUCGUGACGAUUGCUUCCCUUUUUCCAAUAUUUGGAAGCAAAUCAAUCCCUACACCCAAACCCCGGUAAACGCAGUGUGGUUCAACUGUGCUCUGGGUAUUUCGGCUACUCUCCUCAUAUUCGCGGGUGAUGUUGCAAUGGGUGCCAUAUUUUCUAUUGGUGGUAUUUCGGCAUUAAUCGCCUUUUCGAUACCGAUUGCCAUUCGAGUUUUGUUUGUCACAGACCGAUUUCGGGCCGGGCCAUGGAGUUUAGGGAAAUAUACCACUUACAUAGGGAUACCUGGUGUAUGCUUUGCCAUUUUGAUGCUGCCAAUCCCUGAGGGUCAAGAUUACACUAACAUGCCGUUAAUACGGUUCAGGCUAUCAGAUAUGAACUGGACUUGUGUUGUAUAUGGAGGCCCUAUGGUUGGAAUCAUUAUCUGGUGGAUUGUUGAUGCACGAAAAUGGUUCAAGGGCCCCAAGGUCAACCUUGAACAUGCCAUGCUCUCACGAGAUAACGGCCGCACCACUGAGGAUAGCACUAACAGUUUACUAUAA
Messenger RNA from Microsporum canis CBS 113480, 1638 nucleotides. Its product is annotated as amino acid permease. NCBI's taxonomy places the organism in Eukaryota, Fungi, Ascomycota, Eurotiomycetes, Onygenales, Arthrodermataceae. The coding region runs from base 1 to 1638 and encodes 545 amino acids. Gene Ontology annotation, biological process: transmembrane transport. The transcript is spliced from 4 exons. Gene Ontology annotation, molecular function: transmembrane transporter activity. The record is from RefSeq and is a predicted model, not a curated record. Gene Ontology annotation, cellular component: membrane.